GGAGCGUCGGGCUUGUAUCACGUGGGCGGUGUCAGAGUGACUUUGGUUCUAAUCACACUCGGGAUCAGCUGCUGCCGUUGCGCCUCGAAGCGGGGACGUGAAUGUUGGACGUGAAGUCUUAUUACAAAGAAAUAUCUACGUCUUUACGAAUCAGCGGAAAUGUACAACAACAUGCUGGAGGAUUUCGAUGAGGACCCAUUCUUUUCGGAUUCAUUCCGUGCUCAUAGAGAGCACAUGAGGCAGAUGAUGCGCAGUUUCUCCGAACCAUUUGGUUUCCCCUUUAGCACAAGCAUUACAGAUGGGAGAAACCGUGGCCGCGACAUGGCCGAACAUCCAAGGCCCCCUUUUGAUCGAAGAAACGAGCGUCGGUCGUCCUGUAAGCUGUCCAGUGCUUUCUCCUGAGGAAGCGCUGUGUUUACUAAAGAUUAGGCUCCAAAAACUGGCCACAUCUACUGUAACCGAUACUCCACUUGCAGAGGACAUGAUGCAGAACCAUUUCAGCAUGUUUGACAACGUGAUGUCCAACAUGAGAAAAAGCAUGGAAGAAAUGAACAGAGACUUUGACGUGUCACCAGAUGCAAAUGCCCACUCAUACAGGUCAUCAUCGGUAAUGUCAUAUUCAAAAGUUGGAGAUGAGCCUCCAAAGGUGUUCCAGGCAACUACGUCGACUCGCUGUGCCCCAGGAGGAAUAAAGGAGACACGCCAAGCUUUUAAAGACUCCGACAGCGGUCUGGAGAAGAUGAAAAUUGGACACCAAAUCAAGGACAGACGGCAUGUUGUUGAGAAGAGACAUAACAAGCAAACUGGAGAGGAAGAGAUUAAACAGGAUUUCGUGAAUAUGGAUGAAUCUGAAGCAAAUUCUUUUGAUGAUGAAUGGCAGCGGAAGGUAUCCAGGCUUCUGUCACCAGACCCCAUGCCUGGCCCAACACAACGUCAGCUUGGUAGUCCUGAGCAUCCCCGUAGAGGUCAUCGAAAGAAAAAGGCUGGGCAUAAAGGCUCAGGCAACACCAACUAGUACAAAUAUUGAUGCCUCUAUCUUUACGUCUAAUUAAAGCCAUUUACACAUCUCACAGUUCAAAGUGGUGCCUUCCUCUCACUUCAGAAACACACACCACAUGAAACAGAGAAAGAAUCUAUUGCAGUUGGACACAAAAUAUUACGUCACACAUAUGUGUUCUUUGAUGCACACACCGCAGUGUAUGUUGCAGUUUCCUUGUUCCAUCACAUCUGGUUUAAACUGAUGAAUAAUUAUCAAGCCUCUGAAAGGCUGGAUGUCAGUCUAUAGAGCUUCUUUUCAGGUACAACUGAUACAGCAAUAUGACUACAGGAUCACUAACUAAGCAGAUCAGAGUACCAUACUUUGAGUUCCUGUUUAGUUCCAAGCCACAAAGCAAAAUAAAUCAACAGACACUCUGAUGGAAGUAAAAGGCUGCAUUUAUACCCGAGUGAUAUUAUUUUGAAGGUUUUUUUUUGUUUUGUUUUGGGGGUUUUUUAUAAAGAAAAAAUUUAAAAACUGCAGCCUUAUGGUGUGUCACCAGCAUUUUUAUCAGGAAAUCUGAAAAAUAGAAUUUUACACAUCAUGUAAACAUUAUCUUUGUAGCUUAUAAAAAGGUAAUAAUGAUCCUACAUUCUUUGUUGUAAAAUAAAGCAAUGCACAUAGAAUAUAUCCGGUUUUGUUUUUAUUUAGCGUCUGGUUUAAAUACUGAAAUCUUUGUACAAACACACCUUAAUCUUUUUAUAUUGUUUGUUUUUACUUGUUGAACUUUGUGCUUUGUUGCGAAGUGUAGACGAGCGCAGGGAUUACUCUCACUAAAUGAUUUAUUCUUGUACGUUUUGUGUUAAAAGUGAGGUCUGCCAGUUCAGGAUGUCUGAAAAUAAAGUUGUGUGAAUGAACC
Messenger RNA from Xiphophorus couchianus (Monterrey platyfish), 1895 nucleotides. It is a transcript of the gene mlf1, whose product is annotated as myeloid leukemia factor 1. The transcript is spliced from 8 exons. Bases 299 to 1015 code for a protein of 238 amino acids. NCBI's taxonomy places the organism in Eukaryota, Metazoa, Chordata, Actinopteri, Cyprinodontiformes, Poeciliidae. The record is from RefSeq and is a predicted model, not a curated record.